Messenger RNA from Tachysurus vachellii, 2032 nucleotides. RefSeq lists its product as uncharacterized. Bases 246 to 1472 code for a protein of 408 amino acids. Lineage: Eukaryota; Metazoa; Chordata; Actinopteri; Siluriformes; Bagridae. The record is from RefSeq and is a predicted model, not a curated record. The transcript has 2 exons.
AAGACAUGCCUAUCUGCAGAGUACGGCAGACAAGCUGCUUUAUCAUAAAGUCAUUAAAAGCAGCAACAUUGAAGAUCUGAUUGUAUCCCUGUGCUGUUCGCCAAACUAUACCAAGCAAUGUAUGAACAGGAAAUGUACCGUUUGUGAAGCCAAAGAAUUGGAAAUCUCAUCCUUUGACCGUGGGACCCAAACAUUUUGGUAUGAGUGGAAGGGAAAAGCUGAGGAGAGACUGAAGAAAAAGAAAGAUGGUAGUGAAGAAAAAAAUCACAAUCCAUUUAACAGUUAAAGAGAAGGUUACAAGUACUCUGCAUACUUUGCUUGAGGACUUUCGCUUAGGACUAAAAGAAACACAUGUCUAUAACAUCAGACACCAAUAUGCUGCUCUUCGUGGUUUAAAAGAGAAUCUGAGUGAAGAUGAGGUUGUCCUCCAUAUUGACUUUGCAGAGAAUUUUCUCUGCAAGUACAGCAGCAAAAUCCAAGCUGUACAUUUUGGUGAUUCGCAUAAACAGCCCUCACUUCACACUGGUGUGGCCUACACCAAAAACAGUGUGAUUUCAGUCUGCUCAAUCAGCUCCUCUUUUCGUCAUGACCCCUGUGCUAUUUGGGCACUUCUAUCAAAGGUCCUCACUUUCCUGAAGGAUCAAUACCCCACUGCUUCAGUGCUACAUGUGGUCAGUGAUGGGCCGACCACCCAAUACCGCUCCAAAAAGAAUUUCUACUUCUUCACCAACAUUCCAUAUCAGAUGGGCUGGAAGAAACUCACUUGGAACUUUCUGGAGGCUGGCCAUGGAAAAGGCCCUGCUGAUGGGAUAGGAGCAGCAGUGAAAAGAAGAGCUGAUGACAUCAUAGCUAGAGGGAAGGACAUACCAAAUGCUCUGGUGCUCUUUGAGGAGCUUCAACAGCAAAAGUCUGCCACAGAGCUCUUCUAUGUUGAGCCAGAAGAAAUUGAGUGUAUGGACAUUCAUGUGCCAUCCGAGCUACAAACAAUCUGUGGCACAAUGAAGAUUCAUCAGAUAACCUCUGCUAGCCCAAGCCAAAUGUCAUGGAGAAUCCUCAGUUGCUUUUGCUCUGCACCUCAUGACUGCAAAUGUUUCAAUCCAGAAACAGUCAUGUUCCAGCAUUGGGACGAAGCUUCUCCCUCAACCAGUACAUCGCAUCCUGACACACCUCAAAUAGGUCUGCGGCACAUUGUGGACUUGAACGAGGGACACGUUGGUCAGUGGUGUGCUGUGAAGUAUGAUGGAGAUAUUUAUCCUGGCAUCAUACAGGAUACUGAUGUCUACAGUGGUGCUCUGGUUAAAACCAUGAGCCGUGUUGGUCUCAAUCGUUUUUUUUGGCCUCUAAGGGAUGACAUAAUCUGGUACCAAACCAAGAAUAUCAUAGGCCUAAUCCCUGAGCCUGUACCAGUGACCAAACGUCACAAGGAAAUUGUUGUGUCUGUUUGGGAAGAAAUAUGUGAAACACUUAAUUAGAUGUGGCUUCGAAUCACAUCACACACAUAUGCACACAUACACACACAUGCGCACAUGAGCAAACGCUCCCUCUCUCACACACACAUGCAAACAUACAUACAUUCACACAUUCAAGAUGCUCAAAAUUUUCCAGAUUCCACAUCUCUGUUUAAAUGUUACAGUUUCAGGUGUUCUUUACAGUUACUCUUUACAGAAGAUGCGUGUUCAUUUAAGAGACCAAUAAGAACAUUUCAGAACAUUAACCUCAUAAUUAUCUCACUUUGUUUAAUUUUUCUAUGCAUCUUUUAUUGCUUGUAUUUUCCCUGGCCAUCAGUUGUGUCAGUUCUUUACAGUAUGCACUGUAACCGUUCAUCUGUGAGACAAAUCAGUUUUAUACAGUACAUCAACCACACCUGUUUUAGUGUAGUGCUGAGUUUGUUUAAUGACUCUGUUAAUUGAGUUUAAUGAGUGUUAUGAGUUUAAGUAUUUUUCUAAUAAAAAUAUCUACUGUUUCUCUACAUUCACGUUACAUUCAUUGUCAUUUCCACCACACCCUGUCAUUUCCACCACCACCCUGUCAU